AUGUUCGCGAAUGAUUCAGUUGAGCCGCUGGGCGGCUACCAAUGGCUAGGCGAAGACCUAGAGGGCGAGCGCGUAGUUCGUCGUGGCUUCAUUCGAAAAGUCUACGGAUUACUUACGUGCCAACUCCUUGCGACGGCGAUAAUAGCCGCGCCAUUUGCGACGCACGAGGUUAGUCAGAAAUGGAUUGUCAGCAACGGGUCUUGGCUGAUAUUUUUGUCCAGCUUUGCGGCAUUAGGAAUAGUGUGUGCGGGAAGCUGUAACCCUGAUCUGUUUAGACGGUACUAUUGUGUGGAUACUCAAGUACUUAGAUGAAUACUAGUGAUUUUUAUUUUAUUUCCACCGACGGACUCUGUAGUGGUUAUAGGCAAAGAACAGGUUCUCUGUGACUCAUCUCAAAUUGAUUACUUCCUUCCUGACUUUCACUGCCACUUAUCUCACGCUUCAUCCGUUAUUUCCACCGACCUUUGGUAUGCGUAUGGCCGCCAUACUUCUAUGGCGGGGGCAUCGCAACAUGAUGCAUGAAGAACGCUGGAUGAUCUUGUUGAUCCUUCAUGUUCACAUAAAGAUGCACUUCAUUGCUCGAAUAAUCCUUCCUGCACUUUAUUGCUCAAGAAAUAUUCCUCGUUCCUUCAUCUGGAAAAAAUUAUAUAUAAGAAACAUCUCCUUAAUCCAUCCUUAAUCCAUGAAUAAUAACCCAAGGUAUCCAGCCAACUACAUCUGCUUAACCGUCUUCACCAUUGCAGAGAGUCUCUUAGUCGGCUUCGUCUGUUCCGCGUACCAGACCUAUUCCGUCUUCCUGGUUUUCAUGCUUACCUUCGGCAUCUUCGGGAUCUUAACUCUCUAUGCGUAUACGACGGACACGGACUUCACCGGUUACGGGACGUACCUCUUCGCAGCGCUCACCGGAUUGUGCUUCAUGUCCUUGAUUUUCCUCUUUUUUCCGGGACCCGCGGCAGAGAAGCUCCAGGCGGGACUUGGAGCAGUGCUGUUCUCGUUCUACAUCAUCUACGACACGCAGUUGAUCAUGGGAGGCAAGCACAAGAUACAGUUCUCGAUCGACGACUACGUGUUCGCGUCGAUGAACAUUUACAUCGACAUCUUGAACCUGUUCUUGGACCUCUUGAGGAUUCUGGGGGAGACGAGGAACUAGCUCUUAAUGCUGAUGUGGUUGGAUAGUAAUGGUGAUGUGGUUGGAUAGUAAUGGUGAUGGAUAGAUAGUAAAAAUGGUGAUGGACGACACGACUGUGAUGAUUAGUAAUGGUAUUGCUGAAUAGUGGUCCUAGAAAAUGGUGAUGGACGAUACGACUGUGAGAACGGGUGUUACUUGGGCAGAACUUGGUGAUUAUUUCUACACCAGCACCUCUGAUCGACUCGAACGGUUCGAGGGGAGCAUUUUCUAGUUCCUGCGUCCUCCAAGUAGGUUCAAACUCUGUCCCUGUCGUGGUGCAGCUGAUGAAUACGACCACGCCCGCCAAGCUUUAUUUUUGGUGCGGAGAGCAGAGACGAUGAAACUUGCCGAACUCAAUGCCAUCGUCCUCGUUGGAGGAGAGAAAGAGAAACCGCUUGUGAAGAUUUCUCUUGAUUGUCUUUCAAGACAAAUCAAAAAGACGACGAGCUUUGAAUCGAAUACAUACAAGAACAUCAUACUCAUAGCAGAGCUGGACGAGAACUUUUUGGUACCCUGAUAUGAUGUGCCUAACCCUGUGUGAAGCUCUCCUCAGCUGCAAGCUGAAGAAAGGAUGGCUCUUAUCUCGUGAAGAUCCAGUUCCAGGUUCUCAGAAACCGUUUCAUCAGAUGAAAACUUCUUGGCACCAACAUGCUCGCAUAAAAAAAUCACAAAUCACAUCAUUUUAUGGAUACUGUUGUAUUUGACAAUUGAAGGUAAAGACGUCAUCAGUCCAAUAAAGCGAGACGAGGGGGAAGUAUAGCGACUUGGUGAAUUUCUGUUUGAAAAUCUACUUGUAGAAGAUUUUUUCAAUCUGAUCGUUCGAUAACAUAGUUGUACUUCUAUUUGAUGAUGUUGUUCUUAAUGAAGACGAAACUUAGAACUGUUCUAAUACUACACGACCGAAUCAUUUGAUGACGUUUGUAGGUUUCCUCAGCAGGAAAAAACUCUUCUAGGAAAAAGUUCUUCUACUACUUCAACUUCGUCAUCGAAGAUGAUUUGUAACUCGUAUCGCUUUGAUCGUGGAAAUCCAAGUAC
Molecule: messenger RNA, 2203 nt
Organism: Amoebophrya sp. A25
Lineage: Eukaryota; Dinophyceae; Syndiniales; Amoebophryaceae
Source: the annotation of a GenBank genome assembly